AUGUUACGCAGUCAAAGCAUAUCUAAUUUGAACAAUACAAAGUCAUCUUCAAGCUUUUUAAAGUCUUUGAGAUCUAAGAAAUCAGAUACAGAUAUUAAAAAUGGUUCUACCAAGAGCAAACGGAACUCACGUCCUUUAAGUGCCAGUAUCUCCUCAUUCAAUCUUAAUAUAUCUCUGCCCAAACUAUCUUCCCAAAAGAGUUUUACUGAAGACAAUAAAGAAAACCAGAACGUUGUCAAGACAUUAAGACCUCGUUCAAGUGCUCCAAUUCUAACUGAUCAUCAAUCUAAAAACGCAUCAUCACAAACAUUGUCACGUCCACCAAUUUCUUCGAAACGAUAUUCAUCAUACUAUUCAACCAGUAGUCAAAUUAGCCCACAGACUGUUCAAUCACAAAUAGAUUCGAUAUUUGAUGAAUCCUCAGUACUAUAUGUUGAUUUGGAAAAUGAGGAAAAUUUAUCGUCAUCAAAUUCAUCAUUAUCAUCAAUAGUUAAUCAAGACCAUACCUAUUUACAAAAUAAAAUCCAUCGAUCAAUUAAUUCCUACAAUUUGUCUGAUUUUGUAAAUCGAAUGAAUGGCCACAGCAACAAUAGUGAAAAUGUGGAAAAAAAUAAUUUAUAUGAACUAGACCAAUUGGCCCAAUGGAAUGCCAAACUCACUGAAAUUGACAAUGAUAAUAAUACCAUUGGCCAAUUUGAAACUAAAUUCAAGUUGAUAGAAAGUAUUCUCGUUGUAUCGGUUGCCCACAAGAAUAGCCUUGCCAGUGUUUCUACAACAAAAAAUAUUCUUGCCAUUGAUGACUAUUCAAAUGUUUUCAAAUCAGAAGAUUACGUAGAAGAAGAUUUAAUGUUUAGUUUAUAG
This is a messenger RNA of Candida dubliniensis CD36, 861 nucleotides long. RefSeq lists its product as uncharacterized. Bases 1 to 861 code for a protein of 286 amino acids. The transcript has a single exon. The record is from RefSeq and is a predicted model, not a curated record. NCBI's taxonomy places the organism in Eukaryota, Fungi, Ascomycota, Pichiomycetes, Serinales, Debaryomycetaceae.